This is a messenger RNA of Lolium perenne, 1873 nucleotides long. The record is from RefSeq and is a predicted model, not a curated record. NCBI's taxonomy places the organism in Eukaryota, Viridiplantae, Streptophyta, Magnoliopsida, Poales, Poaceae.
CUUCGUCCUCCUCUGGCGAUCUGAUCCGCCGCCGCCGCCCUCCUCCGCCGCCGCCGCCCUCCUCCGCCGCCGCCGCCCUCCUCCAUCACCUCGGCCCUCCUCCACCUCCACCUCGGCCCUCCUCCGCCGCCGCCGACCUCCUCCUCCACCUCCGCUAGAUCUCCUCCAUCACCUCGGCCCUCCUCCACCUCCACCUCGGCCCUCCUCCGCCGCCGCCGACCUCCUCCUCCACCUCCGCUAGAUCUCCUCCACCUCGGCCCUCCUCCUUCGCCACCGACCUCCUCCUCCACCGAUUAGGGUUGCGGAUUCUGCGUGGCGACGGCGGCCUGAGGUUUCGCAGGCGACGGCGACCCCUAGGAUCCGCGUGCUGACGGCCAUGGUGGAUCCUACUGGAGUUCAAGCCAUGGUGGAUCCUACUGGAGUUCAAGCCAUGGUGGAUCCUACUGGAGUUCAAGCCAUGGUGGAUCCUACUGGAGUUCAAGCCAAGGUGGAUCCUAGUGGAGUCCAAGCUAAGGUUGAUCCGCGGCGGUCCUUUCUCCGUCGAUUCACGAACUCAAACAACACGGAGGCGAGUUCGUCUGGAACAAAUAAGUCAGAUACUCAAGAAUGGAAGGAAAAGAUGAUCAAAGUAGGUGAAGCUGUAGCAGCUGGAAGCAAUGGUGAUAAUAUGUUGGAAAGGUUCAUACACAUAGCAAAAGCUACUGGAUACUUGCCAGGGAACCAGCAAAUUGUGGAGAAUAAAACUAUAUAUGAACAACUAGAGGAAGAUGAUGAUGAUGAUGAAGAUGACAGUGAUGAAGAGGAUGAUGAGGAAGAAGAUGGUGCUGAGGAUGUGCAGAGAGAAAAUGAUGGUGAAGGCUAUGACAGUGAUGCAACUACUGAUCCUGGUGAUGAAUAUGAAGAUGGAUCAAUUAAAAUUAACAACACUCCAGGCACAGAAGAAGAGAAAUCCCAUAGAGGUCCAACAUUACUGAAGGGGUUCUGGAAACAUGUUAAUCCAAACUGUAAAAUAGAUGUGGAAUUCAAUGACAAUGGACAGCCUUGUGGUCCAAACACCAGCCAGUUCUCCAAUUUUAUUGGAAGUUUAGUUAAAGGAAAAGAAAUUUCAAUGGCAGCAACAAGCUGGAGCAAAGUACCCAGAUCUGAGAAAAUGCACUUGUGGGAAACUGUUAAGACAUUCUUUAAUGUUGAAGAAAGACAUAGGUACUGGGUACUAAAGUCUGCAGGUAAAAAAUGGAAAGAUUUCAAGUGCUACUUAAAGAAGAAACAUUACAAGUCAAAGUUAUCAAUAGAAGAGAACGUUGCGAACGGGUGUGGCCAAAGACUUCCUGAAGCUCAAUGGGAUUGGUUGGUGAGGCGUUGGAAGCAAAAAAAGUGCAAGAGAUUGUCAAGGAAGAACAAAACUGCAAGGAAAAACCAGCCAAAUAGUACACACACUACUGGGUCAAGGAGCUUCGCAGUUGUACAAGAUCAAACAGAGAUCCUAGAAGGUAAAAAAAUUGGGAGGGCUGAGCUGUACAGGAUCACUCACACUAAUAGCAAAGGACUGCCAGUUGACAAUUUUGCUGCUGGAAAAAUUAAUGAAAUCAAUAACAAACUAAAUGCCAAUCCUGAGCUGCAUGGGGAGGAACCAAAUCCCAAUGACCUCUAUUCAACAUUGUUUCCCAAAGCAAAGAAGUCAACAAGGUAUGGUCUAGGCAUGGUAGUUGGUGGAAAAGGAUCAGAAAAUCUAGCUCAAGCACUAGCAGCUCUUGAAGAGAGUAGGAAAGAGACCAGAGACCUAAAGCUUGUGGUCGAAAACAUGGCGCGAAAGACUGAUAUCAUAGAAGGGCGAUUGAGUCAACUAAUGCUAGUGUACCAAGCUAACAAGUGA